Messenger RNA from Owenia fusiformis, 1118 nucleotides. NCBI's taxonomy places the organism in Eukaryota, Metazoa, Annelida, Polychaeta, Sabellida, Oweniidae. The record is from the annotation of a GenBank genome assembly.
GUGCAACGCACAUAUCACACACACCCCUGGCUACGCCUAUGAUAGGAUACACCGCAACUUACAGUUGUGAAAUAGAUUUUAUUGUGUUAUGUGUAGUACUAAGCAGCCAAGUAGUUUUUACAAUCAUUUACAUUGCAUUACAGAUAAUUCAUCAAGAGCAGAUCGAGCACGAUGAGAUGAAUAUUUACGUAUUGAUGGGCUUGAAAGGGGGUGUGCGACAAACAUCAACUCCAAGUAGAAGUGAUAUUUACACGCAACUUGAUAGCACCCAUGAAAGCUUCGCUUGCAAUUGCAAUGGUGCAUGCAAUUGCCAUAUGUUUACGGGGAAUCUUUCACCUAUAACAAAUCAGCACAAAGACGACGCUAAAACACGUGCAAGUUCAAGUACACCAUUAAGAGACUCUUUCGUAUAUGAGAAGUCGCCCAAUUUUCAGAGCUCUUCUACAAUUCGGGAUUCAGUCUACUUCGAGCCCUCAUCUCCAAUUGAUUCCGUUUUCCAAGAGAAGAAUACCUCCCGGGAUCUGAUUAAUUUUGAACAUUCAUCCCCGAUCGAUUCAAACAAUGGUAUCAGUCUUUCUAAAGAUCAACAUCCACUAUAUGGUUCCGAGGUCGAAAAACGCCGUAAAUAUAUUGACAAUGUUACCCUAAAACGAUCAUUACGAGAGUCAACACAAUUUGAAUUUUCAUCGCCUUUGGAGGAAGAUAAGACACUGGUAUCUAAUGGCUGUGAAACAAAUGUAUUUUCAUUUGAAAGUGAAAGUGAUUCCAGUGUGCGCAGUUGUCAAAGGGUCGAUAAAUCUAAAUUGAACAAACGACAAUUUAAAAGAAAAGUGUCAAAGUCCUUAUUCCAGCCAAGACAAUCUAAUGAUAACAACACCGUUGUUCCACCGUACUUUGUGAGGCUCGAAGAAAGCUCGUCUUCUGAAUCAGAUUCGUCUGAAUCAAGCGUGAAUUCCCUUGAGCAUGUGGGGUCGGAUUUGGAAGUUGUUCAACCAAAACUUGAUAGGUCGGAUGACAAAACAAUUGAAGAGGCUGUCGAAAUAGGUAUGUUGUUUAUUUACACUAUGAGCACACCAUAUACCAUGGCAAAGUCAUAUUUUAUUCACGGGGCCCCCAAA